AUGGCCGUGUCCUUCUCGGUCCGGCCCACCGUCAUCUUGUGCGCGGUCCAGAGUUGCGUUCUACUCUUCUUCUUCUUGCUUUGUGGGUGGCCCAUCUGCGCCACCACUGCGCAGGACUGGCAGCUCAUCGCCUGGGGGGCCGAUCCUUCUACUACUCCGGUCGGCGACCACUUCGCCGACGUGUGGGCCGGCAUGGAGCACCAUUGCGCCCUCCGCAGCAAUCACUCCUCCGUGUGCUGGGGCAACAACACCUUCAAUCAAGUGAGCCCCUCGCCCGCGCUCGCGCCCUCGUCCGGCAACUACUUCGCCAGCUUCGGUCUGGGCGCGACCCACUCGUGUGCGGUCGUCGACAACGGCACGGUUCUCUGCUGGGGCGACGACACCUACGGCCAAGCGACGCCGCCCGCCGGACUCCAGUUCCGACUCGUCGUGUCGGGCCGCUUCUACUCGUGUGGCCUGCUCCGCGCCAACGGCUCUCUUGUGUGCUGGGGAGGCUACCUCCCGACUCCUCCGCCCGGGGACCCGCAGUUCGCUGGGCUCGCGCUCACCGUGGACCUAAUCUGCGGUCUUCUGGCGAACGGCAGCGCUCUGUGCCUCAGCUCGGCCGCGACUGUGCCUGCAGGCCUGACGUUCCGGCAGGUGUGCGCCGGGGUCGGGUUCGCGUGCGGGGUGCUGAUGAACAGCACGGCCGUGUGCUGGGGCGACCAGCAGGUGGUCGCACCGACCGAUGACCUCUUCGCUUCGAUUUCGUGCACCUGGUACCACGCGUGCGGUCUGCGCCCGAACAACACCAUACGCUGCUGGAGCUCGCUGAACGGCACUCGGCCAUACGUGAGCGGACCGAACAGCUAUCCGCAGCUCACCUUUGCCCGCAUCACGACGUCGUUCUCGACCACCACCGGUCUGCUAUAUGCUUCGCCGUCGCCGUCCAGCACUCCGUCGCCGUCCAGCACUCCGUCGCCGUCUAAUACGCCGUCCAGCACUCCGUCAAGCACGCCAUCGCCGUCCACGACGCCGUCGCCGUCCAGCACGCCAUCGCCGUCUAAUACGCCGUCGCCGUCUAAUACGCCGUCCAGCACGCCGUCCAGCACGCCGUCAAGCACGCCGUCAAGCACGCCAUCGCCGUCCAACACGCCGUCGCCGUCGCCCACGCCGGUGGGCCUCAGGGCGAAUGCCACGGGUGACAUGCCGCGACUGCACUUUGCCGUGACGCAACCGAAAGUGACCAUCCAACCUGCAGAUCAAACGAGCCCGGUCCAAGUCAGCGUGGGGGUGGGGCGAGUGGCGGAGGUUGACGCCAACGCGACGUCGCUGCUCUCUGCGAUCAUUUGUCCGGGGAAUUGGAGCGAGGUGAGCAACGACAGUGCUGGUGCAGCAUUCGGAGCUAAGCAGUCGUUCGUCUUCGUGGCCGAUCUGGUGUUCAACUCCACCUCGUCCUGCGCUGACCUUGGCGCAGCCGAGAGGCCCAGGGUGGAGUUGCAGUAUUUUACCUUCGAGCGGAACAGCACCAUUUCGUUGGGCAGCAACGCGACCGGAUCGUACCAGCUCUCUUUCGACAUCAGCCCUUCCUUCACCAAGUUCACCCUCCGCCUCUUCCACUGGCCCUGGCUUGGUGCCGACUCGAAUCGAGUGGAGGUGGACAUCAACAUCUCUUCGCCCUUCGCCAGCUCCGUUCCAUUGCCGGCCGCUGACGGCGACACGACGCUCGAGCUGCGCGGGCAAGCGCGGAGCGCCGACGGUCGUCCGUACUCCACGCAAGUGCGGCUGGUUCGAGCCGUCACGCUUGACGAUGUCCUGGUGCUCGCCACCAAUGACACCGAUGACAGGGCCGCUGUGGAAUUCGCGUUCGAUGAGCAGCUGUCAAAGCUGGUGCUGUCUUUUGCCCGCUUCAACACCUCGCUUGAAUAUGACCCAGACAUCGGUGUGCUACUGGGAAGAAAGGACGACGGAGGCAGCGACAGCAAUCUACCCAUCAUCGUGGGCACUGCGGUCGCGGUGCCAGUGGCCAUUGGGCUGGUCCUGAUGGUCAUUGCGGUGGGCGUGGUGGUCCUCAAGUGGCGGAGCAAGCUUCGCGGGCGCAGGGAGGCCAUCAACAUCGACCAGCACGACUUGGCCGAACUGGACACCGAGCAGCUGUGA
This is a messenger RNA of Acanthamoeba castellanii str. Neff, 2139 nucleotides long. RefSeq lists its product as uncharacterized. The coding region runs from base 1 to 2139 and encodes 712 amino acids. NCBI's taxonomy places the organism in Eukaryota, Discosea, Longamoebia, Acanthamoebidae. The record is from RefSeq and is a predicted model, not a curated record. The transcript is spliced from 4 exons.